AUGGAGACUUGUGCUGGCCUAUCGUGGGCGUUAGCCUCCCCUCGAAGCUUCUCUUUCAAGUUUCACAACACGAAACUAUACACCUGCCUCCUCGUGUUAUUCCUCUUCACUAACUUCACUUUCGCUGCCGACAGGAUUGUUCACCCGGAAGAGUGGCAUAUGAUCAAUGGCCACCAGUCUGCUAACGCUGAACGCGACGCCCCGGACUGUGAUCCACACACUGAUGACAUGUGCUUUAAGGGCAUCCCCAUCGAGCAUGUCAAGGUAGCUUCGGAUUCGUUUGAUGCCCAUGGUAACGAGACUCUUGCACAUGAACACAAAGUUGCUAUCAGCAUCGCCCAGGAUCUUUUCUACGAGCUCAACGAAGAGAAUUGGGAAAACGCCAGGCCUUACGAUUUACUCUUGGAGUGGAGCAAGCACCCUAACGUCUUCACACAGUACGAUUUGGAGAAGCAAUCGCGUCCCGAUCUUACGGUGAUAUCGUUUCUUCCAGAGAAUCUCAUCGGAUGGAAGGGCAUGGACUGUUCCGUCGAGUUUGAAGAUGGAUGCCGCAAUAUGCCCACGCAGGAUGAUAUCCUUGCCCAUUUCCCACAGCAUCGUCAUAGGGCUCGCCGACUCAAAUUCUCUCUGAUCGCUAUCCAACGAUACUACAUCCAGGGACAUACGUUCAUCAAGGUGCUUGAGUCUGCGAAGAAGAGACUGGCUGGGUAUGUAAUUGCUCACAUUUACCUAGUUGUUGCUAAUCAAAGAAGACACUGCGCAGAGUUCACGAGGAUUUUCUUCCAUGAAGCGACACACCACAAGGGAAAAAAAUGUCCUGAAGAUAUCAUCAACAUAGUCAUACAGGUGAUCAUGGCUAUUGUCGGUCUAUGGUUCCUUGUCGCCGCGCUGGUGAAUACAUUCAUUGCGGUCCCCCAAAUAAUCUGGACCGAGGCUAUGACGACCCUCACGCAUAAUGGCGCCUGGGGUUGGUUAGCAUCCGUCGCUCAUGGUUAUAUAGUGGGCGAAGCAGGUGCUAUGAUACCGACCUGGGAAAUGCUCCUUGCGCCAGUAAUUAUUGACACAACGCAGCUUGUAGCUAAUGGAGGAGCUCAAGUUGCAGCCCUUGCGAAUUCUGUGGCCGCCUCUACCGUUGAGCUUACAAUCGACUCCUUGGAGAGAAUCGCGCAGCUGGUCACAUCCGAAGCUGGGCAGGUCGCGGAUACUGUAGCGGAGGGGACGGCCCAGGUUGUCGAAGGCGUUGCGGAUACUGUAGCGGAGGGGACGGCCCCGGUUGUCGAAGGCGUUGCGGAUACUGUAGCGGAUGGGACGGCCCAGGUUGUCCAAGACGUUGCUGACAAGAUUGCACCUGCAGUGAAGUCUCGUCCAAAGAUUUCUAUCCAAAAGAAACCCUUUUUCAAACCGUCCUCGGAGCUGGCGAUAAGCUCUGCAGGGCGGCUCGGUGUGGAAAGUCCGCUUUAUCAAGAUAUUGCCGAGUCAUUACUUCGACUACCAACCGGCACUCUCAACAAGGUCGAUUCGUUGACUAAAGUCGGUCUACAUACUCUCGAGCAGAUGCUUUCUGCACAUCUGCUUGAAGACCAAAUGGCCUUGACCAAGGUCACACAUACAUUGCAACAAAUGGAGCUGACUCCAGAAGCGCCAGAUGGGAAUUCAUCUCUACCCCAGGUAGACGGCAACGGCGGCAGCUCCGGCUCUGGCACCGGCGCUAGUCUCCUCGAGGCAGUUCUCAAUUCCGAUUAUGGUACCUUGAGAGAUAGUCUCGUAACUUACCAUCGAAGUGAGGAGGUUCCGGUAUAUGAUCACCAUGAUGGCCACUACAAGGUGAUGAAGAAGAAAGAGUGGGUAUCCUAUCACAUGGAACAAUAUGGGGUCACGACGGACACCGAGUACGGUGUAAGAAUGGAGAAAUACUUUCUAGCCGAGUGGGGUUUCAGAACGGAGAUACAGCAAGGUCAUUGGGCGAAAGUUCUGAGCGAUCCAAAAUGGCAAGACAUCGCGAAGUACUAUAGAAAGUGGCUCCUUCAGGAAUCCCUACCAGCUUGGAACAAAUGGAACAUCAAGUGGGACAAAUGGACGCUAGACCAACUGGAACACGUACUACAACUCCCAACGAAUCCAGCUGAAUGGCAGUUACCAGCAUCACCACCUCAAGAAGGGGUGCGGGUCGGUUUAGCGCACUGGAAUCCGAGUAAUAUUCCCGCCGAUGCCAUACCUGUCUCGGAUGAGGGAGAGGCGCUAUUCACCGUGACUGAAGCCACUUCGGCGACAGCCGAGGGAGAAUUUGAAUCCGAGCAAGAAGAAUUCGAAAACAUACCUGAAGGGAUGAGUGAAGAUGAACAUGAUGAACUCGGAACCAUACCUGAAGGCCCGAAUGAAGACGACGAAGUUUCCCUGCCUGAGACGCCAUAUGAGUCUGUCACUGUACCUGAUAUUGAUGAAGACGCCGGAUUCUUCCUUCCGUCGUUACGCCCGUUCGAUCCCUAUCAUGUGGAUUGGCUGGAGGCUGAGCUUACCGAGGCGAAUUUGGCGGCAACCCACACGUGGCAACGUUGGCGCGAAAUGGUGGUUUGGCAUCUUCGACAUCGACGAUGGGAUAUAGUAUUCCAGGAUCCAACGUGGAUGUCUCUUCCUGCUAGCGCUCGUCGUUACAUCAUCUACAAGUCGCUUCAGGAUUGUAUGAUGCCCACUAUCGCACCUUUGACUGACAGUACGGCCCGGCCAGAGCAGAUCGAAUACAUACUAAGGAUGACAUUCCCUCCCGUUCCAGGUGUGGAUAUACCUGGUCGGAUGCCUCCUUUUUUCCCUCUUAGUGAAGAAUCCCAGGGUACUUCGGACCUUGAUGAACUGAGGCCUGAUACACCUGAUACACCUGAUACACCAAGUACACCUGAUACACCAAGUACACCUGAUACAGCAAGUCCACCACCUUCAGAAAAUCCGAGCAGUGAACUUGCGAACCCUUAUAAUAGUUGGUCUGGGAACGUCCGAUACCAUAUCAGAAAGUUAUGGAAGGCUAUCAAAAGAAUAUUUAAAUUGUCUAAGUCGACUAAGCAGCAACGAUCGCUGCUAGCGAUAACUUCUGGCAACAAUCACGCACAAAGGAAUGAAUAUGCUCCCCAGUUCCAGUUGUGGUCAGUUGGUGGUGUUUUUAGGAAAGAGAAACUUGGGUCAGAUAUAAAACCAGCCGCGGUUGGCUUCUCAGGGUUGCCAAGCGAAAGAAUUCCAUGGCAGCAAGCCGGUCCAUUACAUUCUCACGAGGAUGUUGCACUGAGCGAUGAUCAAGCUGGCCAAUUGCUGAUGAGCUCUCCUCUCAACGGAGGCGAGAUGACCGCAGGUGUGCUCGCCAAGCGGGUAAUGGAGCAUCGGUCCGUACUGGGAGUAUUUGUUCGAACGGAAUCCUUCGCUGUUGAUGAUCUCGUGGGGGCCCCUGCGGAUGAGACCAGCCUGUAUCGUCAGAUUCACAUUAACUCUUCCAGCUUCUUCACCAAGGAUGCUGCCGGAGCGGUUGCUGACCAGGUCUUAACCGGCAAACCUAGUAGUGGGGACCAGGUUGUCCGUUCCACUAUCGAAUUCUUGCUUGUUGCGCGAGGCAACUCGGAAGAACAUACCACUGAUCCUGACGACUCUUCACGUUACUUAGGCUCACGAAUCGCAAGACGUUUGGUUCGCGCGGACGGGUCACUGAUGUCUCCAUACGAAGCUCGUCAUUUUCUCGACGAAUACGGAUCCACGAUUAAUGCUUAUAGAGGGAAUCUUGCCAAACACGAACUUGAGUUUCAAGAUACGAGUAUUGACAUGCCGCCGCAAAGUUCCCAACGUCGAGACUUCAUGAUCGUCGCUGGGCCUGGCGAAACCUCCUGGCUCGACAUCUUGGGUGGCAUCGACGUCGUUGGCAUUCGUUCCGAGACUUCGUACGACAAGGGAACAGCAGAGCUUCAAGUACGAGCAAACACGCCAACGGUAUCGCGAUUCGAACGUAAUGGCAAGCGUAGCAAUGGCGACCAGGACAAGCCAGUUGCACAUGCCCUAAUCGUUCACCAGCUGGCAGCCAUGCGAGGAACCAUUCAUGCACGGUUCCUCGGUGGCAUGCGUUGGAGCCGGAAGCGGGAUAUUUCUCCCCCUAUAAGAAGAGACGGAGAUAUGUACAGGGUUCAACUGCGCAAAGAAUACUUCCGUAACGAGAUCAAAUCCAACGGGGGCUUUUGCAGCAUCGACAAUUACUCAGGGGACCAGACGAAGAACAACCAGAAUUGCCACGGUUUCUUGGAUGACGCCGUCGAUCCCGUGGUGAGGAAAAUCCGAUUUUCGAUGACUGCAAUGGACGACGUGGAUGACUGGGAGUCUGGCGGCAUGGCACCUUUCGUUCAUUACCUCAUGGAGCAGUUUCCUUCGUACGACAUGGUCAAGAAAACGAAUCAGCUGCCGUCACAACACGAUCACCUGGAGCAGAAGUUGUUCGAGCGGCUCAAAAACUCUCUCAUUGCAAAAGCAUGGGCAGAUGAGAGUUGCUUCGUCAAAUGCAGUCCCCAUAGCCGGUACUACAAGCGGGAAGAACUCUAUCAUAUAGGAGAGGACGUUUGUCGCGCAGUAUGCUAUGAUAAAACCGAGCAGCGUGCCGAGGGCCUGUACGGUCUUGAUGGGUUCAAAAACCUUGGAGGUGAGAAUCCACCAUGGAAUCUCAACAAGACGGAGAUCCUCGCAGUCUCUCAUGACGCAUACAUGAAGCACGGUGCCGGUAGCAUCUUACCCGGAUCAAUCAACCUGAAUCCAUACGACGUCGUCUACGAAGAUAUCGCCCCUCCUCUACCCGUGUGUAGAAGUGAACUCAUCACCGUCUCCCCUUCCAACGAGUAUAAAAAGGGGGCUGCGACGUACCCAUGCACUUGCGGCGACAAAUACGGUAACGAAACCGUCGCGCUCUGGAAAGCGGCACCGGCAGGCUGGCAAGGACAUGGCCACAAGCAAGAAAGCCGCAUGCUCGAGACGUGCAUCAAAGACAAACAACUGAAAACCCUUGCGAAGACCGCCCCCGCCGCAUACCUGAACAACAUGUGCCAAAUCGUCUACGGCGCCAUCUCCCCUCCAGGCGUAGGGUCCUUCAUGGAGCUCAAAAACAAAGGCAGCUACACGGAGAACGAGAACAUGUGUCGGUACGUCACGAGUUUCAUCUUCGAUAACAAGGACAAGGGCGACGCCUACCUCGACAAUGGCGUGUGCAAGAUCUGGGCUUCUCAGGCAUCCGACUUCCAUCGCAAUAACGACAUCAAUAUCGGUCUCUUGCUCGUUUUCUGGUUUUCCGCGUUCAUGUCGGGCAAGCAUAAGGUGGACUUUAGCGAUGUCAACUCGAAGCUGAAUCAUGGCGGUUGUAAGUGGGCUCGGAAGUGGUGGAAACACGACUGUGAUAAAGGUAGGAAUUGGAGGUCGCCCGAGUGUGGUGUUCCUUGUCCGUAUUAUGGUUUUGGAGAGUGCUUGUAG
This is a messenger RNA of Didymosphaeria variabile, 5478 nucleotides long. RefSeq lists its product as uncharacterized. The transcript has 3 exons. The coding region runs from base 1 to 5478 and encodes 1825 amino acids. The record is from RefSeq and is a predicted model, not a curated record. NCBI's taxonomy places the organism in Eukaryota, Fungi, Ascomycota, Dothideomycetes, Pleosporales, Didymosphaeriaceae.